Penicillium subrubescens is the source of this 2601-nucleotide messenger RNA. Its product is annotated as ribonuclease P/MRP protein subunit POP1. Gene Ontology annotation, cellular component: ribonuclease MRP complex; nucleolar ribonuclease P complex. Gene Ontology annotation, biological process: tRNA 5'-leader removal. The coding region runs from base 1 to 2601 and encodes 866 amino acids. The record is from RefSeq and is a predicted model, not a curated record. Lineage: Eukaryota; Fungi; Ascomycota; Eurotiomycetes; Eurotiales; Aspergillaceae. The transcript has 2 exons.
AUGGCCUCCUAUCCUACCAAACGGAAGCCAUUCAGCGCUUCCGGUCCUCAGGGAGCUACUGGAGCCGCUAGAAAGCGUGCGAAAACCUUUGACGCACGUACCCUGGCUGUGCAGUCCACCGACGCCGCGCUCUCUGCAACAGGCGAGCUCGAUGUCGCCGCAUACGCCGCCGCCCGGGCGUUCGAGAUUCAGGCCUUGGAGGAGGGAAUGCAGCGAUCGAAAAAUGCCCUGACGACACGCGCGUUUCAGAAGGUGCCUCGCUCGCUGCGGCGGCGGACGGCGAGUCACAAUGUGAAACGAGUGCCACGAAGAUUGCGGGCGCGGGCACAGCGAGAGAUGGUCGAAGAUAAUACGCCUACGGUCACUGCACGGCGUCGCAAACCAAGCCAGAUGAUGCGCAUUCGCCUCGAAGCCGCUCGACGCCUACAGAACCUCAAUGCCAAAUCUAAGAACCGACGUUUAGCAGCAAGGAUCAAACGAGAUAAACAGAACGAAGCUACUGCAAAGGAAGAAGGAAGCCAUACUUUCAACAUUGCGCCCCGAGUACCAAAAAUCAAAAAAGGGAAGCUGUCACGCCCGCCGCCUGCAGACUCGAAGUAUCGCAAGCGCCAGCGAUGCAAGACUUGGCUCCCGACUCACAUGUUCCAUGCGAAACGCGCUCAUAUGGCCACCACCAAAGAUCCGAUCUGGCGAUUCGCAAUUCCUAUUUCGCCUACUGAGAAGAGUUAUCGGCCCACACAUCGAGCUCGCGGUGCCCGUGGCGCUGUGGCGUGGGAUAUGAGCUAUAUGUCUACCAUACAGCUAGAAGGACCGGAAGCUUGUAUUGAAGCUGUGCUGCGAGCGGUUGGUGUCAAUAGCGACGAGGCCUGGGGUGUGAAGGGGAAGAAGUGGAGGACUGGGACGAGGUCGUUGCAAGCUUGGGCAUUUGAAAAGGAUCAGCCUCCCAGACCCAUUGCGCCUAUCACGUUGAUCUGGUGUGUACAGCCCAAGGUUGAAGACGUUGAAAUGAUCGAUGCAGACAAAGCUUCUUCUACCGUGAAGAAACCACGACGAAAGCUCUUUAUCCGCAUCCAUCCAUCUGCAUUCUUGCAACUAUGGACAGAUCUGCUCGAGAUCUCGAAACAACAGAACCCGCCAGUCAUGGUUGAGGACUUGAGAUUCGAGAUUGGUAGCAUUGAAAUCACCGGCCCAGGGUCUACAGAGGCACUCUUGGCCACAUUGGAGCCUGUUUUGGGAUCAGACGGUCCCGCAGCACAGAGUCCAGAGGCUAUCUGGCUAUCUUUAAUCGGCGUAUCUAAUCCGGCAUCACUGCCACAGAAUGCCCUUCUGUCCUUCCCUGUGUCUGACCCUCGCCUCCAAUUCCCACCGCGGAGUCUCAAAGUUCCGGACAACGAGUCACACAUGAAUGACUUGGCUGCCACGCUCUCUACAUGGUCACCCGAUCAAACGCAGGGUCCAUCCUCUCUUUUCGACCGCCCAAGUCGCCUUGCAGCCAUUCGACAGCUUCCAAGUCAGAAGGCCAUAAACCGUCGCCGUGCGCUGGCCGGCCCCGGCAAAUAUCCUGCUGCACAACCCACCGACCCAAAAAUUCCGGUCAUGAUAAUUGCCAGUCGUCCACGGGCUCGGUCAAAACGGAAUACUGCUCCAGGAUCCUGGACGGUACUGUUGCCGUGGAAAUGUGUGGUUCCAGUAUGGUACUCGCUUAUGUUCUAUCCUCUUUCAAGCGGUGGAAAUCCUCGUUUUGGUGGCUUGAAGGAGCAGCAGCAGCUUACUUUCGAGGCGGGUGAGGGAUGGUUCCCAGGUGAUUUCCCUGGUACCCGUGCUGGCUGGGAGUGGAGUCAACGCGAGGCUGAGAAAUCCCGACUGCAGUGGGAGCGACGACCUAAAGGACGUCGAGCCGAGUUCGACAGUCUCGUCCUGGGCGAUGGUCAUCCCAAGGGAGAGAUUGGCUUCGGUUGGACCUGUGACUGGCAGAGGCUCGUCGACGGCCCACCAAAGGAUCAAACCAGCCAGGAUGCUGUUAAGAAGGAUGCCGAUACCACCGAUUCUACCAUUCCACCCUCCAACAUCCACACCAUCCGCUAUCCACCCAGUGAAACAAACCUGCUUCUCACCAAACUCAGCAAAUCCCCCGUUGAUCCCUCUGCCCUCGCUACAAUCCACCUCACCCUCUCCAGCCGCGGCACUCCUUCCCCCUAUGCGCGCAUCUAUCGCCUUCCGACGAACCCCAUCCUACGACAAAAGUGGAUAGACCUUGUUUCUCCAUCAUACAAAAAGACCAAUGAACGGAAAGGCACCCACCAAAAGAAAUCCACUCUUUCUAGUGAGGAAGCGCAGCGCCAACUCGCUGAAGCAUUGGUCGCUACUGCGAUCCCUGAAGACCCUGGAUCCGAACAUCUGAAGAUCCCUACCGAAGACGAUCUCAUCGGCUUUGUGACUGCUGGAAACUUUAAUCUUUCCGAGGGUAAGGGUACGGGUGUUGGAUCGAUUCUACUAUCAAAGGUUUUGCUACCUAAUGUCAAACCAUCCGAGAGGAGGAUGUGUAUCGUCCGGACAGCGGGUGAGAAGAUUGGACGAUUGGGAGUGUGGGAGCUUGUCUGA